UACGUACUAUACUUAGAUACUUUAUGUAGAUAAAGUUUUGAAUACUGGAAAACGGAAGAUAAAUAAAUUAUUGAACAGGUCGUUUAAUUCUGGUGUUCAGUUUAAUGUUUUAAAGGCAAUUUUGUUCAUUUUAAAUGAGGAAACAUUAUUCUCAAAUUCAGAUAUGAUCACUCUACGAAUCGUGAUUCUUGGAAUAGUAUUAAGGAUUGUGAGAGCAGGUUUCUGUACAGAGUCUUACGAUUGCCAAGUAACAUGCACAAAAACUAUUACAUCAUAUUAUGGAUGUGGUUGGUUUUGGGCUAGCAGAUGUGCAAGAUACAGUAUGGCCUACUCGCUAUGCCCAGGUAUCUGUUACAAAGAUGAAUGUUGUUCCGGUUAUACAGGCGCCAGCUGUGACAUACCUCUCUGUGAUGGUUCAACAACGUGUCCGAAUGGCGGCACAUGUAUUUCCCCGGACAAAUGUAGCUGUCCAACUGGCUUCUCUCCGCCUUUUUGUGCAGAUACUAAUGAGUGUGCCGGUUCAUCACAUGGAUGUGAACAUGAGUGUAGAGAGACCGACGGUUCAUACAUAUGCACAUGUAAAGAAGGCUUUGUGAUAAACUCGGAUCUUAAGACUUGCACUGAGGAAUGUGGGCAUCCUGGAAACAUAAAAGAUGGCACGGUGUCCUUGACAUCAACCCUAAUGGGCGGCAUAGCCACCUACACAUGUAACCAACAUUAUGAUAUGGCCAGCGGGGAUGGUAUUCGACAAUGUCAGAGUGAUUUUUCCUGGAGCGGACAUGAGCCUACAUGCAAAUUAGCCAAUCAUUGUGAAAGUUCACCGUGUCUUAACGGUGCGACCUGUGUCAAUCUAAUUGGAAGUUUUCGAUGCGAGUGUACAAAUGGCUGGAAUGGGGAAAUAUGUGAUAAUGAUGUCGAACCUCCAAUGGUAACAGGAUGUCAUGAAGAUAUUCAUGUCAAUGCCACAGAGCAAACCAUUGAAUACAGCUGGACAGAGCCCCAGUUCUCUGAUAGUAGAGGGUCUGCCCUAGAGAUUGUGUCCAAUUAUCCAACUCCAGAGUUCACCUUUCCGUGGGGUGAUUUUACUGUACAAUACGUUGCCACAAAAAUCUCCAACGGUCUAGGAGUUGAGUGUUCGUUUAAGAUCAAAGUAAGACCAACACCCUGUGGACCUUUAAAUGUUCCAAUCAACGGAGCACGGUUAUGUAACGGGUGGCAAACGGAUUAUGGCAGGUUCUGUAUGAUCAUGUGCCAGCAGAACUUCACGAUUGGUCCAUCCUUCAGCUAUAGCAUGUGGUAUGUGUGUGGAGCCUCUGGUAAUUGGAUCGCCGCCAGUCCUGUACCAGACUGCCAAGUUCCUGUCGACUCUGAGAACGAGGGUUUAUUCUAUCAACCAGAAUAUGCUGGAUACGUGUUUACGCAAUCUUGUCAAAAUCAUGACACGAAAAGCACGUUGCAAAAUCUAUAUAUAGAAUAUCUGAAUGGAACCGCUGGAUUUUCUUCGUUUUGCACAACUUAUGGCAACGAAUGUAUGAAAGAAAAUGUGGAUGUCCAAUGUUAGCAGUUAAGGUGUUACCAUCUCCAGAAAAAAACAUUUCAAACAAAGAGGCGUUGAAACUAUUGAAGAAUUUCUUUUGUCGAUAAAGAUCAUCUGUUGUGUGCCAUUGUUGUUGUUUGUUUGUUUGUUUGUUUUCUGUGUGUUUUUGUUUGUUUGUUUGUUUGUUUGUUUUUAUUGUUUUGGUGUUUUGUAUUUUGAAAAACAUUUUUUAUUCGCUUAUGUUUAAUUUGUUGAAUCGGAAACUGUUUAUCUUUUUUAAUUCAAAAAUCUUAUAAAUUAAAUAAGAGCCAUAUUUGUCACUAACACUUUCUAUUAGGACUGUUUUGUCGCUUUUUGUUUUAUAUUUUUCGUGUUUGUUCUGUUAUUUAUAUUUGCCAUUUCACAUAUGUAUUUCUAAUUUCAAAGAUUUUUUUAACACAUAUUGGUUACUAAAAGGCUUUGCAUUUCCAGCUGUCAUUUUUAUACAUUUUGUUUCCAUUUACGAUAUUGCUUUUUGGUAUACAUUAUUUAUUGUAUAUUUUUUUCUUUUUGUUAGAAACGCCGUUUCAGUUUCUUUUGUGCAUUCAUUUACGUAAAUAUUUAAUACACUAUUCAGGGUCAGGGUUACCAUCCGUACAGUUUUUUUCACGAUUAAUGCUAUUGCUUGUAUAUUUUGUUUUUCUCUGUUUAUGUAUUAUUAUUGUAAAAGUUACUUUUAAGACAUUCACGUCUUCUAAUGGCGUGAUUCAUAUUGAAAUAGUUGUCCAUUUCUUUAAAAAAUUGACUUUUUCUUUUGUCGUUAUAGUUUAAUAUAUUCCGUUUUUAUUAACAUUAUUAUUCAUUAUAUUUUGCUCUUUUGUUAACGCAAUCAUUUCAUAAAUGUGUCUUUUGUAAAUGUUAUGAAUAAAUUAACAUGUUUGGCACGACGAAAAACUAGUUACUGAUGAAUUUACAGAUAGAAACGCAACAGACACCAUUAAAAUAUUUGUUUCUAAAUAAAAUUGUUGACAUAUGUCGGGUAUAAGAUUUACAUAUUGUCUUUUAGAUACAGACAUAUGUAAGCUGAUUUAAUCAUGAAUAAUGAACAGGUCCGAUGGCAUUUUUUGGGGGGAAAAUAGCUGAGUAAAUUUGCAGUCAAACCAAUAGAUACAUAUUUGUCUUCAAAUUUGUUGGCAUGCAUUAGUAAUAAAGUGUGUGCAUCUAGUAGUAGUAAUAAUGGCGUCAUAUAUAUAAACAUGUAAAUCUUAUAAAAAUGUAGAUUACCAUUAAUGCAAAUUGACUGUAUUAACACAUAACAUACAUCUUUUGAAUUAAGGAAGUUUGUUUAUUACUGCUCAUUUACACAACAUAAAGAUCACCAUGAAUAAUUGACACAAGUGAUCCAUACUUUAUACAGAAUGUUGUAUGUCAAUAAACCAACUGCAACCUUCUCGUUGCAUGGAUGGCCAACGAGAAACGAGUCUUAGUUUUAAGGCAAUUAACGAACGCACCUUCGUAAUAUUACAUCCAAACUCACGACAUAAGUUUUAAUCAUUCCAAAUGUUUUUGUUGACACUAUUGAGCAGUUGCAUCAACGAUUACUUAGUAUAGAAAUAUAGAAACAAAAGUUUGAAUCAAAGAAAACCCCGGACAAUGAAAUCAAGAGUCAAUUGGUGAACAUCGUUUCGGUAUUUUUAUAUGUUUUUUCUUGUGAGACAGUGUAAAGUGCAAAAUCUUUUUAAUUAAACUUAAACUGCUAACAAUAAUUAUCUUAAAAGCAACAUUAAUUUUAUAACCUUGAACAGGAAAUGUAAGCCAGGUUUCUCCGGGAAAAAAUGAACUGAAACAUUUCAUAAAAUUCGGCCAGCAAUUACUCCUACUUGGCACAAAAAUAGCCGUUUUAACAUUGCACGUAUUCUUUGAUACGUUACCUUCAGACAUGUAUGUCAAAGUACAGUGUUUCAACAAGUGCAUUCUAUUCUUUUUAACAUCGAAAUUAAAUGAAAGAAAUGUAAAUACGUAGAAAAAAAUCGAACGAUGUAAUAUAAUUGCGCAACUGAACACUAUCUCUUGCAAAAAGUAUGACAACGUACUCUCGAUUUUUAUAGCUCGAUAUCUGUACAUAAAAGCUAUAUGUGCAUAAGUUAUUAAUUUCAGGGCUGAACUAACAAGU
Molecule: messenger RNA, 3689 nt
Organism: Ruditapes philippinarum (Manila clam)
Lineage: Eukaryota; Metazoa; Mollusca; Bivalvia; Venerida; Veneridae
Product: protein jagged-2-like
Exons: 10
Coding region: 164-1561 (465 amino acids)
Molecular function (GO): calcium ion binding
Source: RefSeq, a predicted model, not a curated record